Loxodonta africana (African savanna elephant) is the source of this 4300-nucleotide messenger RNA. It is a transcript of the gene GMIP, whose product is annotated as GEM interacting protein. Gene Ontology annotation, biological process: negative regulation of GTPase activity; signal transduction; activation of GTPase activity. The transcript is spliced from 21 exons. Gene Ontology annotation, molecular function: GTPase activator activity. The coding region runs from base 861 to 3842 and encodes 993 amino acids. Lineage: Eukaryota; Metazoa; Chordata; Mammalia; Proboscidea; Elephantidae. Gene Ontology annotation, cellular component: plasma membrane. The record is from RefSeq and is a predicted model, not a curated record.
ACCCGGGCGGUGGCGGCCGCAGGAAAUCCGAGCUGGGCCUAGCCCGCGCGCGACCCCAUCCCCGUCACCGCCGAGCGACCCCUGGGCCGGGCCAUGGACGCAGCACAGCCGGAGCCGGGAGAAGAGUUCCUGAAUGGGGAGGACACCAGAACCCUUCAUUGUGGGGAUCCCAAGCCAACCAGGGAUCCGAGACACCAGGCCCUGACCCCCUCCCCCUUCGGAACCCUCACCCCGGAUGACUGGGGGAGGGGACCCAGGAAGGGGAAGUGGCCGCUUCUGCUUCUGAUUUUUGUGAUGGGGGGGCAGGGUGUCGCUGUCACUGCUGGUGAUGGGAAGGCAAAGCAGUAGGACCCCCGCAAUAGGAGCUCCUCCAUAGCUCUGGGGUGGGGACAAAGUCAAUUUUGGGCCCCUUAGAAGGGAGGGGUGGCAGAAGUGUGGCAGGGUCCGACUUGCACUUCCGUCUCUCUUUGUGUCUCUAUGUGCUGUCAGUCUUUUUGUCCCUCAUUGUGGCUUCAAUCUGCCUGUGUGUUUCUGCCGCAGGCUUUGCGCCUGUCUGCCCCACGUGUGUUUCCAUCUGUCUGCUCUAGGGUCCAUGUGGUUCCAUUGUCAAGCCAGCUGCAUCUCCGGGCAUCUGCUUUGUGGCUUUCUUCCUCUGUCCGUGCCUGUGUGGGUGUCUGCCCCUUGGAGCAGCUCUGGGUCCAUCAUCCUGUCCCGAGUUUGCCCCCCUAAUCACACUCUCUCUCCCGCCGGGCUCACCCAGCCCCUUCCCAGACACAGGCCUCCCAUCCCAUCCUAUAGUCCUCACUGGGACAGGAGGGAGUGAGACAGUGACACACACACACACUUUCGUGACCCUCCAAAUGCACGGAGGUGCCGCGGGUGGAGGGAAGCAGCCGUCGGCCCAAGUGGAACACCCCCUCCCUCCAGGGUUACCCCCGGCUCCCGAGGGCAGGAAGAGGUACAGUGACAUCUUUCGGAGCCUGGACAACCUCGAGAUCUCACUGGGGAAUGUGACCCUUGAGAUGCUGGCUGGAGACCCUGUGCUCUCAGGAGACCCUGAGCCUGAUAAGGCCCCCACAGCCACUGUGAUGAGAGAGACCAGCGAAACCAGUUGUUGGAGCAGCCCAUCCCCAGAGGGUCCUGCACCCCUCACAGGGGAGGAACUGGACUUGCGGCUGAUUCGGACCAAGGGGGGUGUGGACGCAGCCCUGGAGUACGCCAAGACCUGGAGCCGCUAUGCCAAGGAGCUGCUGGCCUGGACUGAGAAGAGAGCCAGCCAUGAGCUGGAGUUUGCUAAAAGCAUCAUGAAGAUUGCAGAGGCCGGCAAGGGGUCCAUCUACCAGCAGAGCCACAUGCCACUGCAGUACAUCUACACCUUGUUUCUGGAGCACGACCUCACACUUGGGGCCCUGACGCAAGAGACGGUGGCUCAGCAGAGGAGGGACUACUACCAGCCCCUGGUGGCCAAACGGACUGAGAUUGAGAAGUGGCGGAAGGAGUUCAAAGAGCAGUGGAUCAAAGAGCAGAAGCGGAUGAACGAGGCUGUGCAGGCGCUGCGGCGUGCCCAGCUCCAGUACAUCCAGCGCAGUGAGGACCUGCAGGCCCGCUCCCAGGGGUCCCCAGAGGACCCGGCCCCCCAGGCUUCGCAGGGGCCCAGCAAGCAACAAGAGCGGCGGCGGCGCUCGCGUGAAGAGGCCCAGGCCAAGGCUCAGGAGGCCGAGGCGCUGUACCAAGCCUGCGUCCGGGAGGCCAACGCGCGGCAACAGGACCUGGAGGCUGCCAAGCAGCGAAUCGUGUCGCACGUGCGCAAGCUGGUGCUGCAGGGGGACGAGGUGCUGAAGAGGGUGACCCUGGGCCUGUUUGGGCUGCGGGGUGCGCAGGCGGAGCAUGGUCCCCGUGCCUUUGCGGCCCUGGCCGAGUGCUGCGCACCCUUCGAGCCCGGCCAGCGCUACCAGGAGUUUGUGCGGGCGAUGCGGCCAGAAGCCCCACCGCCUCCGCCUCCCGCCUUCUCCUUCCAGGAGUUCGUGCCUGCAGCGCACAGCUCCCCUCCAGACACUAGGAAGAAGCUCUCAGCCCCCCUGCCUCCACGGCUGGAUGAGGGUGCAGCUGAGCCAGGCCCCUGGGAGGAUACGAGCCUCCGCUGGCAGGGGACCCCAGGCAGUGAUGUGGAGAGUGUGGGCGGUAGCAGUGAGUCUCGAUCCCUGGACUCUCCUACUUCUAGCCCAGGCCCUGGCUCCCGGCGGCUGGUGAAGGCCUCAUCCACAGGCACCGAGUCCUCAGAUGACUUUGAGGAGAGAGACCCUGACCUGGGAGAUGGACUAGAGAACGGGAUGGCUGGCCCCUUCAGGAAGUGGACACUAUCCAGUGCAGCACAGACCCACCGGCUGCGGCGGCUGCGAGGCCCAGCCAAAUGCCGAGAGUGCGAGGCCUUCAUGGUCAGCGGGACCGAGUGCGAGGAGUGUUUUCUGACCUGCCACAAGCGCUGCCUUGAGACACUGUUGAUCCUCUGCGGACACAAGCGGCUCCCAGCACGGACCCCCCUCUUUGGGGUCGACUUCCUGCAGCUGCCCAGGGACUUCCCGGAGGAAGUACCCUUCUUGGUGACCAGGUGCACGGCCGAGAUAGAACAUCGUGCCCUGGGUGUGCAGGGCAUUUACCGGGUCAGCGGGUCCCGGGUCCGCGUGGAGCGGUUGUGCCAGGCCUUUGAGAAUGGCCGCGCAUUGGUGGAGCUGUCAGGGAACUCACCUCAUGACGUCUCGGGUGUCCUCAAGCGGUUUCUCCAAGAGCUCACCGACCCUGUGGUCCCCUUCCACCUCUACGAUGCCUUCAUCUCUCUGGCCAAGACCCUGCAUGCAGACCCUGGGGACAACCCUGGGACCCCCAGCCCCAGCCUCGAGGUCAUCCGCUCGCUUAAGACCCUCUUGGUGCAGCUGCCUGACUCUAACUACAACACCCUGCGGCACCUGGUGGCCCAUCUGUUCAGGGUGGCUGCACAGUUUGAGGAAAACAAGAUGUCUGCCAACAACCUGGGCAUUGUGUUUGGACCGACGCUUCUGCGACCACCAGACAGUUCAGGGGCAGCUGGUGCCGGUCCGGUCGUCUGCCUGCUGGACUCGGGGCACCAGGCCCAACUGGUUGAGUUCCUCAUCGUGCACUACGAGCAGAUCUUUGGGAUGGAUGAGCUGCCCCUGGCCACAGAGCCCCCAUUUCACAACCCCAGCCCGGCCCCUGGGGACCUCACAACCAGCCUCCAGCCAGAACCCCCAUACCUCAUCCAGGACCCUGUGCCCCCAGCCCUAGCUUCAGACCCAGGCCCAGACUCUGAGCCCCAAAGUGUUCUGGAGAAGCAUCCUGAGGCUGUGUCCCCCGAGAGUCCAACCCUGCAGAGUGACCAGAGAGAAGAAGUGGCCACAGACACCAGAGAUGGAGGAGGCGAAGCAUCCAACCGAGGUCCUGAGGACUCACUUCUGGGAACACAGCCCCGCGGCCACUUCAGCCGCCAGCCUGUUAAGUACCCUCGGGGGGGUGUGCGGCCUGUCACCCACCAGCUGUCCAGCUUGGCCCUGGUGGCUUCCAAGCUGUGUGAGGAGACCCCUGUCACAGCAGUACCCCAUGGGAGCUUGCGGGGACGGGGGGCUGGCCCUGCUGCCUCCUCGCCUGAGGGCAGCCCCCUGCGCCGCACCCCUCUGCCCAAGCACUUUGAGAUCACCCAGGAGACAGCCCGGCUACUCUCCAAGCUACACAGCGAUGCUGUGCCCAGAACCACCUGCUGCAUGGAUCCCCAGCCUGAGGCCACCUGCUGCAUGGACCCCCAACGUGAGGAAGUUGAGGACCAACUCUGACCAUCCCUCAGCCUGGCAGAGGGGCCCAGGGCUGAGAAGACAGACCCACUUCUCCCCUCCUUCCCCCCAGGAAUUCAGUGUUGGGGGGCCCAGGAGAGUUCCUAUGAGGAAAGACUGGACAGCCUAAGGGAGGCCUAAAACCUUCUGUGGGGCAAUGUCCCAGGACCCCUACCCCACCAGACCCAGGUCACGGCCAGCAUCAGGGUCACUCAGGGUCAAUGCUCAGGGUCAACAUAGGUCACUGGAUCCUGGGGGUCCACCCUAGUCUCUGUCCCCUGGGGCAGGGCUGCCUUUUGCUACUUUGGUUGUAGCCAUUCCCUCAUCCCCUCCUCUUCUCCUCCCCCUGCCUGCCUCCCUUGCUGAAUCCAAGUGGAGAGAGUGGUUAGCCCAAACCCGAUUCCCCACAUCCUGGUGAGGUCUGGGGCCUAGUGGUUCCUGAAUAAACCGUGUCAUGUGUG